AUGGUCUCCGCCGUCCACGGCGUCAUGAUCACCGCCGACGUCCCCAUCAAGCAGUACAUCCUCCACCUCAACGACGUCGCGCCCGCGGAGCGCAAGUUCGUCGUCGUCGACCUCGACGCGCGUCGCGUCCUCGUCCAGCCCGACGCCGUCGACGCGAUUCACCGCGAGAUCGAGGCGUUUCAGCAGUCCACGCAGUACGUCGCCCCCCUCGCGAGCGCCAAGCCGUAG
Messenger RNA from Ostreococcus lucimarinus CCE9901, 228 nucleotides. RefSeq lists its product with no specific name. The record is from RefSeq and is a predicted model, not a curated record. Gene Ontology annotation, biological process: transcription initiation at RNA polymerase II promoter; transcription by RNA polymerase II; nucleotide-excision repair, preincision complex assembly. Gene Ontology annotation, cellular component: transcription factor TFIIH core complex; transcription factor TFIIH holo complex. The transcript has a single exon. The coding region runs from base 1 to 228 and encodes 75 amino acids. NCBI's taxonomy places the organism in Eukaryota, Viridiplantae, Chlorophyta, Mamiellophyceae, Mamiellales, Bathycoccaceae.